Striga hermonthica is the source of this 1167-nucleotide messenger RNA. Lineage: Eukaryota; Viridiplantae; Streptophyta; Magnoliopsida; Lamiales; Orobanchaceae. The record is from the annotation of a GenBank genome assembly.
AUGAUGGGUUAUUCAUCUGAAUCUGAUAAGCGUAAGAAAUUAUCAGUAGAUCCCCAAAUCUGCAUCGUGUGCGAGUUCAGCGAUGCAACAUCCCAAGGCUACGACAUUGUAAUUGCACCAACAACAUCAUCGUCGUCGUCGUCGUCGUCGUCCCCCAACACUAUCACUAUCAGGCCUGCCCUCCGCCUCAAAAUCGACAUGGACACUCUAACCGGGUUUGCUUUCUGUGGUCUGGGUUCCACUCUCUAUAUGUUUGACUACAAACCCUCCACGUCAGCAUACAAGCUUGACCUGUCCCAGCACCUCGCUUCUGGGCGGCCCACCCGCACCGUGGAUCUGGGGAUUGCCGACCUCACCCUCGUGAGCUGUAUGUGCCACCCAAAGUACCUCGUCCAGGCCAUCCCCACACCCGAUGCCACAAAGAUCCUCGUCUUCUCACAACUCAUCGAAUUCAACGAAGACACGGGGUUCACCGGAGGCAACAAUUUCGAGCUCUACGAUCCCUCAACUGACACCUGGCUUCUGCUCCCGGGAAUCCAAGACGAUUAUUGCUUUGAUGAGGACCAUUACUUGGCCCACAUCAUGGACUAUGCUUUUGUGGAUGACACUACUUUCUUCAUUCAGACGGCCAGGAGUCUCUCAACCAAAAGCAAAAGAACCAUCUUCUGUCUCCAUCUCGACACUAUUGCUAGGGGCUGGCGGAGGCUGGACAACUAUUUUGGGGCCCACUCGGUUCUCAUGCGGCCGAGCUUCGGCCGUUUUCAUGUGAUUGAGGAAACGCUGUGCGUGACGCCCCAUCACAUUUACGAUCUGAGGAGGAGGAGGAGUAGUAGGAGGAGUAGGAGAGAUGAAGAAUCAUCUUUGGUCAACCUUGUGUUGGGGCCAUGUGCACCUGAUUUCCGCCCGUCCGCUGCUGAUUCUGUGUGGCUUCUUGAUGGCAAGCUGCAGGGCAAGUACACGUUUUGCACUUUGACGGCAGGGAUAAGGAGAAAAACCCGGGAACCUAAACUUGUAAUGGCUCUCCACCACUGUGAUGUUGCCGGCUAUAGAGAGGAUGGGGAACUCAGCAACAGCAUCUUGCCUGGGGAACGCUUUAACUUUUUUCCCCUCGGCCACAAGAAAUGUCGUACAUUUGAUCCCAUCCACUUCUUCACCAUCUCCAACUAA